Molecule: messenger RNA, 1911 nt
Organism: Penicillium psychrosexuale
Lineage: Eukaryota; Fungi; Ascomycota; Eurotiomycetes; Eurotiales; Aspergillaceae
Exons: 1
Coding region: 1-1911 (636 amino acids)
Source: RefSeq, a predicted model, not a curated record
AUGUCUGCUGUCGAUUCCGCUCGCUUUCGGCUAACGACGCCGCCGCGUCUUUCUCUUGAGGAGUACAUCGGCUCUGGACAUAGUCGUCAUGUCUCCAACUCUUCCGUCUAUUCAAGCGAGUCUUCUCCCUGGUCGACUAUGACUGGAAAUACCAGUCCUACCACCUCGCCAACUAGACAUUAUCAUGGCCCGAAGCUAUUGCCUAAGAUCAGGCCUCAAGACGUCGUGAUUGAGCCAGUGUCUGCUGGCGGGCCUCUUCGUAACCGUCGCGUUCUGUCUAAUACACGGAACCCGCCUCCUGGAUUCAUCCCUUACCCACUGGUGCGGCCAUCUGUCAACCGCACACAAGAUGUCGCGGACCGCUUGACAUUGGCCUCUCCCAUCUCGCCGGCGCCAAUGACUACGCAGGGCUGCUUCCCUGCCUUGUCAUCGCCCGUGACUAUCACCCCUUCGUACAAGCGCAAGGCAGGCGGGGGCCACUCACGCUCAGUAUCGGCAUCUGUCAUCGAUGCCGCCACUUUGACCCGAUUUGGGUAUCCCACCUACCGGGAGCUGCCAAAAUAUGCACCUCAAAUGCAGGCCCAGACGACUCCGACCACCCCAGUUACGCCAAUUACCCCAAACAUCAUGCCCUAUCCAUCAUACUCUCAAAGACUGGGGGUGCAGAAUGCUCCUGCAACUCCAUUGACAGUGCCGACACCUCAAUAUAACUACCGCCACGCAUCGGCUGCUCAGCAUUCACCGGUCUCGCUCAGUCCCCAGGAAAACCUAACCCCAAGGUCCACUACUCUACUGUCCUACCUGACCCUACCAAUCCAACCAAUCAAUCUAGUCCGCAACGUUAGCGUAAUUCCUACUCGCGGUCUACACGAUUACUUCUGGUGGGACAUCCGUAACCUGCGCAGCUGGAGCUCCUUCUCACUGGCGGCAUUCGACUCCCUGGAUAGCCGACUAAUUCAGCUCCUGAAGACCGAAAUCCCAGCAGAGCUCACACCGCACGUGGCGGUAUCCCCGGCAAGCCUAGCGCCAGAAUCAGAACACGACCUAGUGAGCCUAAUCCGCGACCUCUACGCACCGCCCGUAAACGCCGCCCUAGCCGUCUCCCAAGGCGAAGACCACCUCCAACUCUACGCUGCCCCAGACGUGCGCAACACAGGCCAAAAAAACCACGGCCAUCCGCACUUCCUAGCAAACUAUGCCUCAGACACUGAGCAAACAAGCGCCGGUCUCCCGCGCGGCCGACUAGUUGGCAUCGUGAAAAGCUUCGACCGCUGGAACACCGGCAUGCGCAACGAAGCCCCCCACAGACGCGUAAAGUACCUGAACGGACUCGCCCACCUGCAGCGGUGCAUGCGCGAGCACUCCUGCCGCUACGGUUUUAUAAUCACCGAGAUCGAGCUCGUCUGCGUUCGAGCAGGCUGUGACACCGGCGACGACAUCCCCUACUUUGGGUACCUGGAGAUCGCGGCAUCAAUCCCACUCAAGACAGCAGCUACACGGAGCGGGCGUGCACACGCGCGCGAUGCACCUCUCACAACGCCCAUCAGCGCGCGCUCUUUCUCGUCGUCAUUCCCCUCGCAUCAUGACUCCUCGGACCCGGACCCGGUUGAGGAUGCGUUGCCGGCUAUGACGGCGGGUCUAGGCUUGUACUUUUUGUUGAUGCUUUCAAAGUCGGUGCCGCUUCCGCAUCAGCCUUCUGCUCAUCUCAACGUUGGCGGACCUGGUGCGAUGACUCGUCAGAGGAUUCUGGAGGAGGCGAAGGAUAAGUGGAUUCCUGAGCCACAGGUUGGGGAGAAGAGGGAUGCUAAAAGAGUGAGAGGCUGGGUUUGGCCUUCGGAUCCUUGGCAUCGGAGAGAAGGGGGUGCGUCUAGGCGGAAGGCUGGGACGAAGACGAAGAAAUGGCAUAAAUGA